Messenger RNA from Myotis daubentonii (Daubenton's bat), 6058 nucleotides. It is a transcript of the gene RTKN2, whose product is annotated as rhotekin 2. Gene Ontology annotation, biological process: hemopoiesis; signal transduction; positive regulation of cell population proliferation. NCBI's taxonomy places the organism in Eukaryota, Metazoa, Chordata, Mammalia, Chiroptera, Vespertilionidae. The record is from RefSeq and is a predicted model, not a curated record.
CUCCCUGCUCUCAGAAUUCGGGUCUCGGCAAACUUCCUGCGCGGAAGGUGAGGGGCGCGGGCGCGUCCACUGCGCGUGCGCGCGGGCUCCGAGGUCCCUGCGCCCCCUCCCCCUGCGGCGGGGACUUGGUACGGCCGGGCGGUUGGCGUCCCCCGCGGCUCCAGCCCGAGGCGGGCUUUUCAAAUCUGAUCCUCGGCCGAGUGGCGGCGGCCCCGGCUGUGGCGCUGGAGAUGGAGGGGCUGACCCAGAGGGGUCCCGAGCUCGGCCCGGCGGGGCUCCCCGCUCAGCAGGACUGCAGUAUUCAAGAAAAAAUAGAUUUAGAAAUUCGAAUGCGACAAGGAAUAUGGAAACUCCUUUCUCUGAGCACUCAGAAAGACCAGAUUUUACAUGCAGUAAAAAAUCUCAUGGUGUGCAAUGCUCGAAUAAUGGCUUACACGUCGGAACUGCAGAAAUUAGAAGAGCAGAUCGCAAAUCAAAGUGGAAGAUGUGAUGUGAAUUUUGAAAGUAAAGAACGAACAGCAUGUAAAGGAAAGCUUGCCAUAUCAGAUAUUCGAAUACCACUAAUGUGGAAAGACUCUGAUCACUUCAGCAAUAAAGAACAAACACAGCGCUAUGCCAUUUUUUGUUUAUUCAAAAUGGGAGCUGAAGUUUUUGAUACUGACAUGGUAAUUGUCGAUAAAACAAUCACAGAUAUAUGUUUUGAAAAUGUAACCAUAUUUAAUGAAGCAAGGCCAGACUUUCAGAUAAAUGUGGAAGUAUAUAGUUGCUGUACAGAAGAAUCUUCUAUAACUAACACACCCAAAAAAUUAGCUAAGAAACUGAAGACAUCUAUAAGUAAAGCUACAGGGAAGAAAAUGCAUUCAGUGCUUCAAGAAGAUCAUGAAACGUGUUUGUCCUUCGGUUCUGCUAUUUCUGGUGCAAAAUAUAAUUUGCUAGCUCAUACUACACUGACCUUGGAAAAUGCUGAGGACAAUUUCAAGACCCAUAAUCUGUCUAUUAAUGGAAAUGAGGAAUCUUCGUUUUGGCUGCCCUUAUUUGGCAACAUGUGCUGCCGGUUAGUUGCCCAGCCAGCUUGUAUGGCUGAGGAUGCAUUUGCAGGAUUUCUUAAUCAGCAGCAAAUGUUAGAAGGUCUGAUUAGUUGGAGAAGGUUGUAUUGUGUUUUAAGAGGAGGUAAACUCUAUUGUUUUUACACUCCAGAAGAAAUUGAAGCUAAAGUGGAACCAGCUUUGGUAGUGCCCAUUAACAAGGAGACCAGAAUACGGGCACUGGAGAAUACCAAGAAAAGAGUCUAUAAUUUCUCUGUCGCCAACCCUGUUGCUGGACAGGCUGUAGCUCAUAUUUUUGCAGCUGACAAUAAAGAAGAUCUUCAGAAGUGGAUGGAAGCCUUCUGGCAGCAUUUCUUUGAUCUUAGCCAAUGGAAGCAUUGUUGUGAAAAACUUAUGAAAAUUGAGAUUAUGUCACCACGGAAACCACCUUUGUUCUUGACAAAAGAGGCGACCUCAGUCUACCAUGAUAUGAGCAUUGAUUCACCUAUAAAACUUGAAAGUUUAACUGACAUAAUACAAAAAAAAAUUGAAGAGACAAAUGGAGAGUUCCUUAUUGGUCAGCAUGAAGAACCCUCACCACCUCCUUGGGCCGCACUCUUUGAUGGUAACCGUCCAGUGGUCAUCCAGAAAGAGAUAUUACCUGAUGGAAAAAGGAAAAAGAGACGGGCUCCCCUUCCUCCUCCUGAUAAAGCUCCAUUCAGCUUAAAAACACAGAGCAACACAGAUCUAUUGGUUAAGGAAAACGGGGGGAAAACAUGUGUAUCUCAGACCUCGCCUUUGGAUACCAAAUCGUCAACCCUAGUGCAUCACAUACAGAAACCAAUGGCUGCUCCUCGAAAACUCCUUCCCGCCUGGAAAAAUAGUUUAACUGAUGGUGAAAACGCAGACACUAGACCCAGUUUUGAAGCAAAGCCAGUGCCAACUCCAAGGCAGAAAUCUAUCAAAGACAUUUUGGACCCUAGAUCCUGGUUGCAGGCACAAGUAUAAAAAACCCUUAAUGUAUAAAACAUUAACAAAAUGUGUAACUGUGAGGUUUGAUUCAGAAGCGCUGUAGAUGGAAAUUAUGUAGGUAAUUAAAAUGGUUUAAAUCAAUAAUGAAUAAGCUAUUAGGUAUAAAAAUGUUUUAUAAUGAAGAAAUGCACUUCUCUUUUAUUCUGAUUUUGAGAAUAUAAGUGAUUUCCCCAGCAGAAUGCAAGAGGCACUCUCUAGACAAUAUCCUAAUUGUUGGAAGGGUUAAUUUAUUCCUAAAUUAAUACCAGGCAGUGAACAAGAACUAGGCAGAAGAAAGCAUUAAAUUUUCUUUGGGGAGAGACUGUCUAGUAAUUUAAAAUGGUUAAAUAUGAACCAUAUUCUCAUUAUGAGAAUUUUAAUACUAAUGGAAUUUUUCAAAAGUUUUAUUCAAACCACAAAUUAUAGAAUCCACCCAAGAAAAUUUCUUCUUAGCAUUCUGGAAUUCUCAUCUAAUGGUUCACUGGCUCUCAUCUAUUGUUUAACUCACUAGUUAACUCACUGACCUUUUAAAUUCCUGGGAUAAAUUUUGGGAUAUUAAAUUCUUCAUCUUUAAAGGGAAUUUGUAAUGUGCUCCUUGAUGAGCUCUGAAAUCCUGGAGACAUUAACUCUCAUAGUGAAGCACAUUUAUUAGUUUAGAGAAAAGGUAGAUGAAAUGUUUUUUACUUCCAUUUUUCUAUGCAUGGUGCUAAUUUUCAUUGUGACAUAGGAAUUUAGGGACGUGAUUAGCUGAUUAACAUCUUAAAAUAAAUUUAAUACUUUAAAAAGCAGGUGGUCAAUUAAAAAAUAUCAGAAAAGUGGGCCAUGAUAAUAACUUUCAGAAUUAAUCCCCCUUUAAAAAUUUUUAAUUAGAUUUCCUUCUUCUAGUAAGGUUUGAUAUCUGCUAUUGAUAUUAUUCAUUAAAAGUCGUAUUCUUACAAUAAACACAUCAGAAUCAUUUCCAUAGGAGGUAAUCUCCAUAGCAACCAAUCAUAGUGACCCAAACAGAAUUAUGAAAUCUGUUUCAUAAGUGAAGAAUAAAUAGCAAGAGAUUAAGUACCUUACAGGAACAAAAAAAAAAUCCGUUUUUAUAUUAAUACUUCUUGUAAACAAGAGCUGAACAGAAUCUAAUCAGAAUUUCCAAAUAAAACAGUUUCCAUAAGGUGUCAGCAACAGCACUAAAAAUCUCAAAUCACAGUGAACCCUAAAUGUCAUUGUAAGAAAUAAGAAUUAAAUUAUUGCCCUAAGUAUAAUCCCUAGAGAUAAUUUUAAAGCCCAUAAGAACUCUAUUUGGAUCAGCACUACAUUAUUACAAAGUAAAAUGAGCACUUGACAAAAAUAACAUUAAUUUAAAUGGAGCCUUUCAUUAUUUUUAGAUAGCAAAGUCUUUUUCAUUUAUAUGGAAUGAUGUAACUGCCAGGUUACUUUUGUGUUUGCUCAGGAUUCUAGUAAGAAUUGGGACUCGAGGGAGCAAUGAUACAAAAGGUCUCUUGUGACUGGCGACAUCAGCAUAAACCUAGUAUCUGAUGAGAAGGAAGCCCUAUAUGCUUGUCUGGAAUUUAGAGACAAGCACAUGUAUAAACACCUAAGAAGAUAGGAUUAAUUUAUUUUUCCUAAUUAGAAGGCUCUUGUAAAUUUCUGUUGUGAUUGCCAGUUUAGUAAAUGGCAUAUUAAAAAUCUAAAGGAUUUUAUUAUUUUAAAUUUUAUUUUUUAAACCUCACUGCUGUUUUUAACAGCAUUUGUGACUCAUUGCCACUAAAUUAUUGAGCUAGAAGGUGCUGUAAGGCAAAAUUGUUCCUGAAACUGGUAUCUAAAAAGCCUUCUUUAUAACAAACCAGAGUUAAAACUUCCAAGUUAUAUUCUUGUCAUUUCUCUUCAUGCAUAUUAUAUCAAGAAGGCUUUAAGUUGUACAGGAAACAGAAUUUAUUCAUAAAGAAAUUACCUAGCAGUGGUUCCCUCAGUGGGGCGCUUUGAAACAAGGCUGAAGUCCUUCUUCCUAGAACCAUUUAGGUGAAACCUGACCAAGUCCUACCUCCCCCGCCAAAAUCAUUCAGGCUGUUUGUAGGGGCCCAUGUUACAAAGCUGUUGAAAUUGGGCUGAAGUCUUCAGCUGCACUUCCUUUGACAUUGUUCUCAUUAAAUGUUAGUUCAGUUCUCCCCAAAGGUGUAAUACAAAGUUGGAUCUCUUCUCUCCCUCCUUUUCUCCUCCCUCCCUUCCUCUCACAGCAAAAAACAAAAACAAAAACAGCUCUAAAAAUACUGAGUUAAACACUUUGCUAAGGAGUUCAUCAAAAGAAGUAUUUGUGCCCUCACUGAUUUGGCUCAGUGGAUAGAGCAUCGCCUUGCUGACUGAAGGGUCCUGGGUUCGAUUCUGGUCAAGGGCACAUACCUUCCUUCAGGCUCCUCCCAGGCCUGGGCCCCUGGUCAGGGUGCAACCAAUCGAUGUGUUUCUCUCACAUUGAUAUUUCUCUCUGUCUUUCUCUCUUCUACUCUCUAAAAAUCAAUGGAAAAAAUAUCCUCGGGUAAGGAUUUAAAAAAAAGAAGUACUUGUUUCUUCAUUUCCUAAACUGGAAGUUUAUGACAGAAAAAUAUGCAAUAUAAUAAAAUACAUUUCAGCUUUUUAUGAGAUGGUUUUUCACUUUCCUUAUUUGUCUUUUUAAUUUGUUUCUUGGUAUAUGAAGGCUAUAAACUUGAAACAAAGGGUUAGCUGUCACAUCUUGAUAAAAUAAUUGGAGAAACAAAAUAGACACUUUAUGAUAUGAUAAUUCUGAUGAUUUGAAAAUAAUAUCUUAGAAAAUUACAUUCACAUCUCAAGCUCUGGGAUAUAAAUUACAACAGCAUUAAGAUAGUAUUUUUAAUUGCUGCAAAGUGGGAACUUUUAUGCAAAUGACAACAAAGACGUUUUAUUACAAACACACACCUCCUUAGGUACAGUUUUUCAAAAUGUCAGGCAUGCCAACCUUUAGUGGGUUUAAUUACAUCUUCCUCAACUGUCUGCAGUGCCCCCUGACUUCUUUUAAAUAGAUGUGCAUAUACGUCGAAAACUAAAUCCAUUUAUUAUAAAUGCUUUAUCUUUACCCUUUAGGAUCCUACAAAAUGUAUUUUACCUGGUACUAUAUAUUUUUUUUAUUUUAGAGAGAGUGGAAGGAAGGGGGAGAGACAGAGAAACAUUGUGAGAGAGAGCCAUUGAUUGGUUGCCUCCCGCAGGCACCCUGACCAACCUGCAACCUAGAUAAUGUGACCUUGACCAGAAUCGAACCUGGACCCUUGAGUCCAAGGGCCAACACUCUGUCCACUGAGCCAAACUGGCUAGGGCUUACCUGGCACUACUUAUUAAGAAUGGAAGGCCCCUUAUUUAGAGACAUUUCAUAUGUGAGAUAUUUCUUUAGGCUUAUGUUCAGCACCUUAGCUGCCUACCAAGAAGUUAAUUAAUUCAACACAAAAUGAAAUUGUAGGGCAGUUUGGAUCAAUUUAUGUCAAAUGCCAUUUGACUAUAACCACCUGUGUUGCCAUGAGUGAGGAACAACCUUACCAUAUAAAGUGCUAUACCAUGAACAAAAAGAGAAGGGUGUUGUCAGGAAAAAUGUCUGUUUCUAAGGGUCAGAAUUUAUCAAAACUCACUGUUUUUUAAAGAGUGAAUUAUUGAGCAGUCAUUAAACUGAUCACCAUUUAUAUCCUAGUAGUUUUCUUCAGUGUUCUAUCUAUCUUAAACUAUAAUGCAGAUGGAGUUGACUUGCUGUACUUACAUUUCAAAGACAGUUCAGUUUUUAAAUGUUUACAUGUUUAUGUAUAACUGCUUCAUUGUUAAUAAUAGUCGUAUGAAAAUGGUUUAUACUGAAUUGUACAUAGUCUUAGUUAUUAGAAAAGAUGUUUGAGUUUUUAAAGGACAAGAUUUUCUUUUUAAUGGUAAGGUGUGUAAUUUUUUGUGACAUACUUGUAUAAUUGACAUUGUAUCUCUUAUUUUUUAAUUAAAUGUGGGUCAAGCUUCUGGAUUAAAAAAUAUUAUAUCACGGAAUAUAUAUAUGU